Apis florea (little honeybee) is the source of this 1080-nucleotide messenger RNA. RefSeq lists its product as uncharacterized. Lineage: Eukaryota; Metazoa; Arthropoda; Insecta; Hymenoptera; Apidae. The record is from RefSeq and is a predicted model, not a curated record.
CGAAAACAAUGAGAUUGUUUCGUAUUUUUCCAGUGUCAUCAUGAAGAAGAUCUCGCUGGUUUUAUUGGUCCUCUUCGUGGCAUCCGUCGCGGCGCUGCCUCUCCGAGACACCCCGCCGAACGUUCGAUUGUUUUCACGGGACAAGGACGCGGUUCCAGUUUCCACGGAAACAGGGAUUGUCACCGGCAAGGACGCGACGAAUCGGUCGACAAAAAAGCAAUCAGAGAAGACCGACGGUGGAACGAAAGAGUCUUCGAAAUCCUCGUUACCAGCAGCCUCUUCCUCGAUUCAGGAUAAUAAUCGAGCGGAGGGCAAGCCCGACGGCACCCGCUCGUUCAAACGCAUCAUCAACGAAGCGAGAGACGACAAGACGGGCAAGAAGAAUCGGAGGCAUAAAGCCAUUUUCCUCGAUUACCCGCUCGUACCGCAGCUUCCAUUCCCCAACGACAUCGUCCCUUACGACAUCGAUUAUCCUAAUAACAAGUUCGACACCGAGGAUAGGACGGUGGCCGAUUCGAAUAAUUUGCAGGAAAGUAACAUCUUCUACAUCAGGCUACCACCCACGCCGUACAUGUUCGUACCGGGGUUGGGUUACAUCUCGCAACCGCCCACCUAUUCGACGGCCAACCUUCAACCGCUCGUGCCGUACAAGAGGCCCGGAAGACCGAGACCCGCGUACCAGCAAUCCGUUGUUAACCACCACCACCCGUUCAUCAAACUGCCCAUCGAUUUCGUGAGCAACGGAAAACCGACCUCGGUCUACCAUUGGCAGAAGAAGACGAACAAGAAACCGACCGACACCCCGAUCACCAAUCUGGACACCCUCUCCGCCGAUUUCGUGACCAAUGGGAAACCGACCGCUAUUUAUCAGUGGCAGGCCAACGUGAAACCGACCAACAAACCCGAUCACGAUUCGGUCCACAAGCUGGACAAAGGCCCGUACGAGUUCAACGGCAAGCCGACCAGUUUCUUUCUGCUGAAACCGGAUGGAACCGCAGCGGCGCGUCACCCUUUCCGCUAUUCCGAUUACCAGGAUAAUUCCUACUAUUGAAGACGCGAGGAUCUCGUUCCUGCCUCGAA